CUAACAUUAUGUGUAAAUUGUAAAAUAACUAAAAAUCAAAUCAAAAAUUAUUAAAGUUUAUUACAGAUUCUUAUAUUUCAGUAUAUAUCUUUUAAUUCUCUAUUCUUGUUCACUUUGAUAGUAAUGUGUAACAUAAUGUAUAAUUUACAUUAUUAUGGCGACUAUCAUUAUAACAUUAAAAAUACAUCACCGAAGCAUUAUGUUUAUUUAUUGUAAUGUUAUAACCCUUUAUUGAAAUGCUUUAUGAUAGAAUGGGUCAGAUUCUUCUUUUGAAGGAGGAAUUUCCUCGCUUUAGGGCAAAGGCUUUCAGAUCAACUGUAUUUACAUUGCCUCUUAAAUCAGUUUUCGGGAGGUCCAAAUGUAUACUCGAAAUAACAAUUCCUAAGGAAUAUCCAAUUGAGAGGGUGUCGUUUAGGAUGUUAAACCCUGUUCCUCAUUACUGGUCCGACGGAGAUUCGAUUAGGUGCCCGAGGGAGUUAUAUGAUAAACCACUGGUAGAUGUAGUUUGGGGAGUCGUUUCAAAGUUUGUAGAUUAUGACAAGUACGUCUCAGGCAAAAGGAUACACGAGGAUGAGGGUGAAAGGAAGUUGGUGGAUUCAUUCAAUAAAUUGAAGCAAAACAUCGUUCAUGCCCUUAAUAAUCCACCCAAAAACGCUCUUGAUAACGUAAACUCAAUGAGCGAUGACAGGGUUCGGGAGGUUCUUGGAUCCGAUUCCGAGCUUUUUAAGCUCAUUUUCAAGUGCCAAACGAUGACUGAAGUGGUCAAUUUAACCAAAAAGAGGCUAAAUGAGGGAGAGGAACAACUUUCUACCUCGAUAAGAAAUAUUAAAAAAACUGAAAACAUUCUGUCAGAUUUGGAGGAAAAUAUUAACUACAUCAAGAAAAUAUCAACUGGAACCAUUUUUAACUUCUCUCUGGACUCAAAGAAAACUGUAGCCAAGGUAUUAAAAACCGAAAUUGAGGACCUCAGUAAAAGGAUUAAAGUUGUGAAGGAAACAGUUCACUCUGGCAAAAAACGAUAUAAAGAAGUUAAAGAUGAUAUUUUUAAUCUGUUUAAGAGGAGAAAUCUACUCAAAGCCCUUUAUUUAUCUUUGGAAAAUGAUACAGACUAA
Molecule: messenger RNA, 1112 nt
Organism: Theileria parva strain Muguga
Lineage: Eukaryota; Apicomplexa; Aconoidasida; Piroplasmida; Theileriidae
Product: Prefoldin subunit family protein
Exons: 6
Coding region: 237-1112 (291 amino acids)
Source: RefSeq, a predicted model, not a curated record